Messenger RNA from Naegleria fowleri, 702 nucleotides. RefSeq lists its product as uncharacterized. NCBI's taxonomy places the organism in Eukaryota, Heterolobosea, Eutetramitea, Acrasida, Naegleriidae. The record is from RefSeq and is a predicted model, not a curated record. The coding region runs from base 1 to 702 and encodes 233 amino acids. The transcript has a single exon.
AUGAGUUGUCUCGAUAAGGUCAUUAAGAGUGGAAGACAGGAUUGCUAUCGACAAUUUUUUCUUCUCAACACCACGGAUUUGUCACUCUUGUUUAAUGUGGACACGAAGAAACAUGUCAUCAAAACUGAGGGAGUGAAUACUUCAACACAUUCCACAAUGACGACAAUGAUUUCAACAACAAAUUCCAUCACUCCCAAACAAGAACGGCCUGUUGUGAAAUCAAACUCCUCAAGUAGUUCCUUAAUACCACCUUCAUCACCCACAGAGAGUUUAAUAUCAAUUCGACCACCACCACCACCUCAACAACAACAACAACAAACUCUCUCAACCAAUAAUCAUUCUUCCUCUCAAGCAACAACAACAUCAACAACUACGACAUUAGGACCAAAGAUGUUGACAGAUUCAACCACCCACUCGACUACUCUUCUUCCAAAUACAGAUUCAACUCAAUUACUGAAUUUACCUAUCAAGCAAGAACCAACGAGCAAGCAAAGGAAAUUAAAAUUUACGUCUCAAGUACGAACGGAUCUCAUUGUUUAUUGGAAAGAUCAUCCAUCCGAGAGUGGAACUAAUUUCUUCAAGUCUGAUGAAACAAUUAAAAAGUUUCUUAGACAUGCAUCUCUCGAUGACUCGUACAUUACAACACUGAAGAAUAAUGCAGGAUCCAUAUUGUUAGAGUAUGAAAAAGCAAUGAAGAACUAA